Molecule: messenger RNA, 2032 nt
Organism: Kogia breviceps (pygmy sperm whale)
Lineage: Eukaryota; Metazoa; Chordata; Mammalia; Artiodactyla; Physeteridae
Gene: ARC
Product: activity regulated cytoskeleton associated protein
Biological process (GO): regulation of long-term synaptic potentiation; cytoskeleton organization; positive regulation of AMPA receptor activity
Cellular component (GO): actin cytoskeleton; plasma membrane; cytoplasm
Molecular function (GO): mRNA binding
Source: RefSeq, a predicted model, not a curated record
GCUCCGGUCCGCGGACGCCGAGACCAGCCGCUGCUCCGCGGGACCCUCCGCCACGCGCAGCUCCGCGUAGCCGGCGCCCGGCAGCUCCUCGUCGGCCCGCCUCUGCCGCCCCGCCUGUCCGAGCAUCGCCGCCACCCGCGAGCGAAUGGAGCUGGACCAGAGGGCGGCCGGCGGCCUCCGCGCCUACCCCGCGCCCCGCGGCGGGCCGGUGGCCAAGCCCAGCGUGAUCCUGCAGAUCGGUAAGUGCCGGGCGGAGAUGCUGGAGCACGUGCGGAGGACCCACCGGCACCUGCUGACCGAGGUGUCCAAGCAGGUGGAGCGGGAGCUGAAGGGACUGCACCGCUCGGUGGGCAAGCUGGAGGGCAACCUGGAUGGGUACGUGCCCACGGGCGACUCUCAGCGCUGGAAGAAGUCCAUCAAGGCCUGCCUGUGCCGCUGCCAGGAGACCAUCGCCAACCUGGAGCGCUGGGUCAAGCGGGAGAUGCACGUGUGGCGGGAGGUCUUCUACCGGCUGGAGAGGUGGGCCGACCGCCUGGAGUCCAUGGGCGGCAAGUACCCGGUUGGCAGCAACCCCUCCCGCCACACCGUCUCCGUAGGUGUCGGGGGUCCCGAGGGCUACAGCCACGAGGCCGACACCUACGACUACACGGUCAGCCCCUAUGCCAUCACCCCCCCGCCGGCCGCAGGCGAGCUGCCCGGACAGGAGGCGGUGGAGGCCCAGCAGUACCCGCCCUGGGGGCUGGGAGAGGACGGGCAGCCAGGCCCCGGCGUGGACACGCAGAUCUUCGAGGACCCGCGGGAGUUCCUCAGCCACCUGGAGGAGUACCUGCGCCAGGUGGGCGGCUCCGAGGAGUACUGGCUGUCACAGAUCCACAACCACAUGAACGGGCCGGCCAAGAAGUGGUGGGAGUUCAAGCAGGGCUCCGUGAAGAACUGGGUGGACUUCAAGAAGGAAUUCCUGCAGUACAGCGAGGGCACGCUGUCACGAGAGGCCAUCCAGCGUGAGCUGGACCUGCCGCAGAAGCAGGGAGAGCCCCUGGACCAGUUCCUGUGGCGCAAGCGGGACCUGUACCAGACGCUGUACGUGGAUGCCGAGGAAGAGGAGAUCAUCCAGUACGUGGUGGGCACCCUGCAGCCCAAGCUCAAGCGCUUCCUGCGGCCCCCGCUGCCCAAGACCCUGGAGCAGCUCAUCCAGAAGGGCAUGGAGGUGCAGGACGGCCUGGAGCAGGUGGCCGAGCCCUCCAGCCCCCGCCUGCCCCCCGAGGAGGAGAGCGAGGCCCUCACGCCAGCGCUCACCAGCGAGUCUGUAGCCAGUGACCGGACCCAGCCCGAAUAGAGGGCGCCGGCCCCCCGCCUGCCCGCCGUGGCCUCUGCCCACCGGGACUUCUGAGCGGGCCGACCCCCCCCGCAGGGGGAGCCCUCGUCCUCGUGCAGCUGUGGACACCCACCUCGGCCUCCUAGCCUGACUCUAACCGACACGUGUGAUUCAGAUGUGGGCAGCGUCCCCCAAACAGCAAAGGGGCCCCCCUUCCCUGCAGGGCCCUGCCCCCCGCCCUCCCUCGGUCUGUCUUCCCCAGCAUGGGCCGGCCUGGGCCAGCGACCCCGCCCUCCACACUCUCAGGCCAUGACAGCUUCCCCGUCCUGCUCCAUGUCCCGGCCCUCUGGGCACUCAGAAACCCAGUAUGCACAUGGCACGGGCCAGCAGGCACCAAGCUCGAGGGACACCCCAGAACGGAAGCUCUGGCGGAACCGGUGCCCCAGGAGCCUGGGCUUCUGGGGAGCCACCUCUCCUGGCAGUCGCCUCGUAGCCGACUGGCACCCCUGCCACGGCCCAGGGCAGCUGGCCAGCCUCGGGCAGUGUGGCUCCCUCCCCCUGGAAGAGAGCGAAGCCAAUAACGGCGGCGGCGGCAGCAGUGGCAGCAACAGACCUGGCGCCCCGUGCCUCCUGGCCCCUCAGGUGAGCCCCUGCCCCACGGCACCGCCGCCGGGGGGCGCCCUAGAGCCGGGAGGGCCGGGCCCAGCCCACUUCCCA